UUCUGGGUUUCUUGCUAAUUUUUCCAUAACUAUUCUUGAUUUUUUUGGCUGCUGAAUGCUGUUCUUGCUAAUUUUUCCAUGAAAUCUUGAUUUUCUAUGGCUUCUGAAUGCUGGGAAGUUCCCUUAUUCUUGUAGAGAUGGUGGAUUCUUAUGUAGAAAUCAAGUGCUGAUAUGUAGUGAAGAGUUGAAAUUGCCUGGCUGAUUAAUUUGCAGAAAGUAUGAUUGGGCGUAUAGCAGUGGGAUUAGUGGCGGGCUUUCUUGGCUAUACUUAUGUAGCUCUGAGGCCUCCCUCCCCCAAAAUAUGCGGCUCACGGGGCGGUCCUCCGGUGACUUCUCUGAGGGUCAAACUUGGUGAUGGCAGGCAUUUGGCUUACAAGGAGAGAGGUCUUCCCAAGGAACAAGCCAAGCACAAGAUCAUUGUUGCCCAUGCCUUUGGUGACUCUAAAGGCCUCAAAUUACCAAUUUCUGAAGAACUCCUGAAGGAGCUCCAGAUAUAUAUUGUGGCGUUUGAUCGUGCAGGCUAUGGAGAAAGUGAUCCAAAUCCAAAACGGUCCGUGAAAAGUGAUGCAUUUGAUGUUCAAGAACUUGCUGAUAAAUUGCAACUUGGGCCCAAGUUUUAUGUGAUUGGCAUUGCCCUCGGAGCAUAUCCCGUUUACGCCUGCCUAAAGUACAUCCCACAUAGGUUAACGGGUGCUGCACUCGUAGUUCCCCUUACUAAUUACUGGUGGCGCUGCUUUCCGGCCAAGCUAUCAGAAAUAGGCUUAAGUGGACUGGUUCCUCAAGACCGGUGGGCUUUCACUGUUGCACACUAUGCACCAUGGCUGUUGCACUGGUGGCUGACACGGAAAUGGAUCCCAUCGUUUAGUAUCUUGGAAGGAAAGACAGAUGUUUUCAGCUCCUCAGACCUGGAGAUUCUGAAACGCUUGGAUGGACCUCAAAAUGAAGAGCAGGCAAAAGUAGAGCAACAAGGCGCUCAUGAGUCAUUGUACAGAGACCUAAUGGUGGGUUUUGGAAAAUGGGAGUUUGAGCCGACAGAUAUAAGCAACCCUUUUCCAGACAAUGAAGGCCAUGUCCAUAUGUGGCAAGGAUAUGAAGACAAGGUUUGUCGUUUUGAGCUGAAUCGAUAUAUAGCCGAGCGAGUCCCGUGGAUUCAGUAUCAUGAGGUUGCUGAUGCAGGGCAUCUGCUGAUCCAUAAGGCAGCUGAUUGUGAGGCCAUAUUUAGGGCACUUGUGUCAUCUUAAUACACAGGCAUGUGAUGUUGGCUGAUAAUGCUUCUGUUGAAACGAAAACAGGCUAUGUAUGUAAAUGUUGGAAAGAUUUCUAUGUUUAGAAUAAUUGUAGAUCAUGAAUCUAGAGCUUUCAAGCUUAAAAUACAUUGUUGUUUAUUCCUUGAAUCUUUAUUAAAAUUCAUUUUGCUACCUUA
Messenger RNA from Sesamum indicum (sesame), 1423 nucleotides. RefSeq lists its product as uncharacterized. NCBI's taxonomy places the organism in Eukaryota, Viridiplantae, Streptophyta, Magnoliopsida, Lamiales, Pedaliaceae. The record is from RefSeq and is a predicted model, not a curated record.